This is a messenger RNA of Anisakis simplex (herring worm), 501 nucleotides long. NCBI's taxonomy places the organism in Eukaryota, Metazoa, Nematoda, Chromadorea, Rhabditida, Anisakidae. The record is from the annotation of a GenBank genome assembly.
AUGGAAAGGGUUGAAGAUUGGUUGGCUUUCGCGAAAAGUCGACAAACAUCUGAGUCUGUUUUUCCAAAUGAAAUUGCUUUGGAAGAAGAUAAAACCGUUCUGCGUAAUAUGCAAGAGAUGCUCGAUCAUCUACACGCACAUCUCUCAAAGGAUGGUCAUUCCCAACUGAAGAGGUUAGUUGGAAACUUACAUAAUCCCGAGCAAUCGAAACGUAUGAAACCAGUUUCGCUGGGUGAAUUGAAUACGGCCGAUUUGUGCUUCAUCAUUGCUAUAAUGUUUGAACAACGACUGAGAUUUGUGGACGCGGAAAACGCCGAAUUAAGAAUACUCUUGGAGAGGGCUCAUCAUCGGAUCGGUAGACUUGAGGUAGAGGUUCAUAAUAUGAAACAUCCCAACCCAAAGAACUCGUCUAUAACCGGCCCUCAUCCAAAGAUGUCAACUGUUCAGUAUAAACGGGAGAUGUCAUCUGAUGAGACGAAAACAUCUUGUAAUGAUCAAUGA